AUGUCUAGCGAUAAGGUUCUUGCCCCCGAGACUGUCCUCAAGCAGCGUAAGAACGCUGAGAAGUCCGCCGUUGAGUCGGCCGCCGCCGCCGCCACCACCAAGAAGGAGCGUCGCCAGAAGCGUCAGGUCAUCUUCAAGCGUGCUGAGCAGUACGUCAAGGAGUACCGCCAGCUUGAGCGCUCGGAGAUCCGUCUCCGUCGCCAGGCCAAGCAGAACGGUAACUUCUACGUUGCUGCCCAGCCCAAGCUUGCUCUUGUCAUCCGUACCAAGGGUAUCAACAAGAUUGCCCCCAAGCCCCGCAAGGUGCUCCAGCUCCUGCGUCUGCUCCAGAUCAACAACAGUAUCUUUGUUCGUCUGACCUACGCCACCACCCAGAUGCUCCAGAUCAUCACUCCCUACGCCGCCUGGGGUACUCCCAACCUUAAGACCGUCAAGGAGCUGAUCUACAAGCGCGGAUACGCCAAGAUCAACAAGCAGCGCAUCCCCAUCUCUGACAACAGCAUCAUCGAGCAGAACCUCGGCCGCUACGGCAUCAUCUGCAUUGAGGAUCUUAUCCACGAGAUUUUCACUGUUGGCCCCAACUUCAAGAUCGCCAACAACUUCCUGUGGCCCUUCAAGCUCUCCAACCCUACCGGUGGAUGGUCUGGCCGCAAGGUCCGUCACUUCAUCGAGGGUGGUGAUGCCGGCAACCGCGAGGAGUUCAUCAACGCUCUUGUCCGCCAGAUGAACUAA
Kickxella alabastrina is the source of this 732-nucleotide messenger RNA. RefSeq names its product 60S ribosomal protein L7. The coding region runs from base 1 to 732 and encodes 243 amino acids. The record is from RefSeq and is a predicted model, not a curated record. Gene Ontology annotation, molecular function: RNA binding; structural constituent of ribosome. Gene Ontology annotation, cellular component: cytosolic large ribosomal subunit. Gene Ontology annotation, biological process: maturation of LSU-rRNA from tricistronic rRNA transcript (SSU-rRNA, 5.8S rRNA, LSU-rRNA). NCBI's taxonomy places the organism in Eukaryota, Fungi, Kickxellomycota, Kickxellomycetes, Kickxellales, Kickxellaceae. The transcript has 2 exons.